This is a messenger RNA of Ricinus communis (castor bean), 1040 nucleotides long. RefSeq names its product xyloglucan endotransglucosylase protein 7. Gene Ontology annotation, biological process: cell wall biogenesis; xyloglucan metabolic process. Gene Ontology annotation, molecular function: xyloglucan:xyloglucosyl transferase activity; hydrolase activity, hydrolyzing O-glycosyl compounds. The transcript has 3 exons. Gene Ontology annotation, cellular component: cell wall; apoplast. Bases 41 to 1006 code for a protein of 321 amino acids. The record is from RefSeq and is a predicted model, not a curated record. NCBI's taxonomy places the organism in Eukaryota, Viridiplantae, Streptophyta, Magnoliopsida, Malpighiales, Euphorbiaceae.
UAAUUUUCGAUACGGACACUCACUCGAUGAUUAUUGAAUUAUGAUGUAUGUUAGUACUAUAAAUAUGUUUAGCUAUGAAUAUAAUUUUCAACUCUCUUCCUUUCUUCUCUUCAGUAUAGUAUUCGUUAUUUGUUCCAACCAAAUGAUCAUGAAUUUCUCAACUAGAAUAGUUAUGCUUGUUGGGUUUUAUGCAAUGAAUUUUCUAGUGGGUGCUGCUUCAGGUGGUGAUUUCAACAAAGAUUUUGACAUCACCUGGGGUGAUGGACGUGCAAAAAUCCUUAACAAUGGCCAGCUUCUUACUCUAUCUCUUGACAAAAGUUCUGGCUCAGGUUUUAAAUCAAAAAAUCAAUACUUGUUUGGGAAGAUUGAUAUGCAGCUUAAGCUAGUGCCUGGAAAUUCUGCUGGAACUGUUACUACUUACUAUCUAUCUUCUCUGGGUACAACUCAUGAUGAAAUAGACUUUGAGUUCCUGGGUAAUCUCAGUGGAGAUCCUUAUAUUCUCCAUACAAAUGUUUUCACUCAAGGGAAAGGAAAUAGAGAGCAGCAAUUCUAUCUAUGGUUUGAUCCUACCAAGGACUUCCACACCUACUCCAUCUUAUGGAAUCCUCACAGUAUCAUUUUCUUUGUGGAUGGAACUCCUAUCAGAGAAUUCAAGAACUUAGAGUCAAAGGGCAUACCUUUCCCAAGAAAACAACCGAUGUGGCUAUACUCUAGCCUGUGGAAUGCAGAUGAUUGGGCAACAAGGGGUGGUCUUGUAAAGACAGAUUGGAGCCAAGCACCAUUCAUAGCCUCUUACAGGAAUUUCAAUGCUCAAGCUUGCAUUUGGUCAUCUGGUUCAUCUUCCUGCUCCUCCAAUAAUAAUAAUAAUUCAUGGCUAACACAAUUCUUGGACACCACAGGCCAAGCAAGAAUCAAAUGGGUCCAAAAGAACUACAUGAUUUACAACUAUUGUAGUGAUGCUAAGCGUUUUCCUCAGGGGCUUCCUCUUGAAUGCUCACUUGGUUGAAUCAAAUCGUUCAUGGAAGUACUCUUAUUCUCUA